AUAAGAAUCGAGAAUCAUGAUUUACGAAAUAGCUGUCCAAAGGAUUAUCCGGCAAUCCAUUUUCUGCAGAAAAAUCAGUCCACUUUGUAAGUCGUCUACGAUUCGCCAGACAGUAAACAAGAAAUAUAGCAAAAUGACUUACCAAAUCGAAGAAAGAGGUUCGCCGAACACCAUUGACUAUAAGUUGUACAUAAAAAAUGAAAAUGGAAUAGUAUCACCAUUCCAUGAUAUUCCAUUGCUGGCUGAUAAUACUGGCAAAGUAUUCAAUAUGGUGGUUGAAAUACCGAGAUGGACAAAUGCAAAAAUGGAGAUCAACACAAAAUCUCCCCUCAACCCUAUCAUUCAAGAUACAAAAAAAGGRAAAUUACGUUUUGUACCAAAUGUGUUCCCACACAAAGGCUACAUAUGGAACUAUGGUGCCUUGCCUCAAACUUGGGAAAAUCCUGAAUUAUUAGACGAACAUACAGGGUGCAAGGGAGAUAAUGAUCCUUUAGAUGUACUUGAAAUUGGAUACAAAGUAGCUAAACGAGGAGAAGUGCUUAAAGUAAAGGUAUUGGGAACUGUUGCAUUGAUUGAUGAGGGCGAAACAGAUUGGAAGGUGUUAGUGAUAAAUGUAGACGAUCCAAUUGCACCUGAAGUUAACGAMAUUAAAGACAUCGAAAAACAUUUUCCUGGGUUACUAAAAGCAACUGUUGAAUGGUUAAAAAUCUACAAAAUUCCAGAUGGUAAACCUGAGAACAAAUUUGCUUUUAAUGGUGAACCCAAAGAUGCCGAAUUUGCCUUGAAAAUAGUCAGUGAUACUCAUGAAUAUUGGAAAGCUCUAGUACAAAAAGAAAACACUGAUGGCUUGUCCUGUGUGAACACAACAUUGAAUAAUGCUUCUACUAUCGAUAAUGAAAAAGUUCAAGCCAUAUUAUCGGAGAGUUUGCCACUAUCCGAGCCUAGUCCAUUAUUACCUGAAGUUGAUAAAUGGCAUUUUGUAAAAUUAUAAAGUGAUUASUAUUCAUGARAUCGAUUAUUUGGUGAAGUUAGAAAGUGGGAUCAAAAUAAAUCAUUUUUUGGAAAAUAUCCUAACUAAUGUUGCAACAUCUAAAUUAUGUAAUAAAAUAUAUUUAUAUAUUUGUUUAUUUUUGUUAAUGUAAAACA
Diuraphis noxia (Russian wheat aphid) is the source of this 1146-nucleotide messenger RNA. It is a transcript of the gene Nurf-38, whose product is annotated as Inorganic pyrophosphatase Nurf-38. The record is from RefSeq and is a predicted model, not a curated record. Lineage: Eukaryota; Metazoa; Arthropoda; Insecta; Hemiptera; Aphididae. Gene Ontology annotation, biological process: phosphate-containing compound metabolic process. Gene Ontology annotation, molecular function: inorganic diphosphate phosphatase activity; magnesium ion binding. Gene Ontology annotation, cellular component: cytoplasm.